ACCCCGUGGUUAACGGCAAUCCAAACAACAACAACAAAAAACAUAAAAAACGAAAAAGUGAAGCGGAUCCGGGUUUUCCUGUUUUUGAAGAAAUAACGCGAUUAAAAACUAGUUUCACCGGUGUGAUGGCUUCAAAAUCGUCUAAGAUAAAUUUUUCAGAAGUGCUUCCCGAGGACGAAAAGAUCAUAUCCCGGAACCUAGCGUGGCGAAAGAUAGUGGAACGUUACUCUAAGGCUGGUAGUGGCGACGAUGAUGAGGGUAUACUGAUAAGCGAUUUGGUACAGCAUGACCUUGCCUCUGACGACGUUCUUUCGGAUGAAAGUUCGGCAUCCGAAGUUUCUGAAGAUGAUACUAGCUAUAGUGAUUCUUCGGACGACGAUUUCGAGGAAAACAAGCAACAGUUGGCGGUGGCAGUGAAAGCCAGAACCAACCAGUGGAAGGAGAGUGGCCUGAUAAAACUCUUCGAGGACAACUUCACACUCGGGACGAAGGAAGCGUUGAACUGGGUGCAGCAGUGCAAGGCUGGCCAGGGCAAGGCUAUUGAACGUGAGCAAGAGACGCGUUUCACAGAAAUUGAUGGCGAUAAGACACUCGAUGUGAGUUGCAAGCGCAACGUUUCGGUACUGAACCAAAACGGAACGCAAAAGUUUGCUUCGAUUAACAACUCAAACGUCGAGAUGAAGCAUGGUACGGGAAAACGGAUCAUAUUCCAGCAGACGGAACGCACACUUACGACAAUCUUCGAUGUAACUGCUUGUUCAACGAUGGAUCUGUCUCUGCCGCCUUCAUUCCUCUCAUUCUCUAACAUGAGCGCGAAAAACAUUCCUAGCAUCCUCUCCAUCCAAAACCUAUCAACGUCAAAACCGAAGCCAUCGAGGAAGGUAAUAUUCAAGCCGCCGAAACCACCUAAGAAAUGCUACCGAAAAGAACCGAAUGAUCAUUCCCAGCAGCGCACAGUAACGAUCAAAGAGAUACCUGCAAAACAAGUUGCGAACAAGCAAACGGAACCUAUUAUAAUCUCUAGUGCUGAUAGUGAUAGUGGUAAAAGCGAUUCACUCAGUCCAGAAAAAGUUGGAAAACCGCUCAAACAAAAGCAGGUAACGUUCAAGCUAUUGGAAUCUCCCGAACAUGCACCAAAUGAUCGUUCCCAGCAGAAUAAGGAAAAGGCGCCUGCAAAUCCUUCAAAACAAGUUACCAAGACGCACACAAAAGCUACUGCAAUCUGCAGUACGGAGAGUGUUAACAACGAGCUGCCCGGAGAUACUAUAAAACCAUUUAAUCAAAAGCAAAUUAACGUUUCGAAACCGAAGCCAACUGCCUCAUGUGAUGGUUCGCAAAAGCAGAAUACCUACAAUACUCGCACAUCAAAGCAGAACAUAACGGCAAUUAAAGGUAAUUUUGGCGUAAAAUGUGACUCAUCGAUCAAACCCAAAAUCAAACCCCAAAAAAAACCAACAGACAGUUGUAGCGAUAGUACCGUUUCGUUGGGUGUGCUAGUAAAACCUAAAGAACAGAGCAUUGCCCCAAGCGUUCCUCCUAAAUUGAAACAGCAGGUGAGCGCAAGAAGUGAUGAGAGUAGAAUGCAGAGCAAGGGCGAAACCGAUACCGUGAUGCUCCGGCGCAAUUACAAAGCAGAAAAAUCUUCUACGGAGAGCAAACCUACGGGAAAAUCACAAAUCGCAGCACCCACGGAAACGAAGUCCGGCAACGAUAACCAGCGGUACUACAUGACGGAAACAAUGAAGACGCAGCUAAAGAUUGGUGGCCGGUUUCGGUAUCAACUGCAGGGGAUGGUAAUUUAUCGGCCCAAGCAGAUCAAUCAUGACGCACCGGCAACCGAGCGAAUCCGGAUUACGCGCGAACACCUUGAUCUUGGAGGCAUCGCGGAUGAGAAAAGACGGCAAAAAUUCAACAACUUCUUGUACAACAUUCAUCCCAACUCGAAGAUUGUGUACUACAUGAGUGAGGAUGAGGAUGAACCUGAAGCAGAAGAUAACGAUGCAGAAGAUAGCGAGUCAGAGGAUGAGGACGAUCCGAUUCUUACAUUCCGACCGAAGGUUUGCGUCUUUGAAAUUCCAUACGAGAAACCUUCGCUAUAGCGAUAUUUGGGCUAUACGUAAAAUACUUUUCUCAUACUAUCGUCCCCUUGAUUAGUACUUGCGAUUGUUCGAUGUCAGAAUUUUGAAUUUUGCCAAAAUCUUGAGUUAUUCAUUAGAGGUUCGUUAAUAAUGCCAUAUCUACAAGCCAAUAUCACGCUGCAAUACAAGUAGCCUACUAAGAGCACCUCCGUGCUUGUCGAGCGAUACGCAUUACAGACUACUUUGAUUGAAUGAAAUAGGACAUAAGAAACUUCCUAACUGAAGUUUAUAAAUGAAACGUAAUAAACGAUGUCUACA
This is a messenger RNA of Anopheles darlingi, 2396 nucleotides long. RefSeq lists its product as uncharacterized. Lineage: Eukaryota; Metazoa; Arthropoda; Insecta; Diptera; Culicidae. The record is from RefSeq and is a predicted model, not a curated record. The transcript has 3 exons. The coding region runs from base 126 to 2099 and encodes 657 amino acids.